Messenger RNA from Acanthopagrus latus (yellowfin seabream), 3850 nucleotides. It is a transcript of the gene pkia, whose product is annotated as cAMP-dependent protein kinase inhibitor alpha. NCBI's taxonomy places the organism in Eukaryota, Metazoa, Chordata, Actinopteri, Spariformes, Sparidae. Gene Ontology annotation, molecular function: cAMP-dependent protein kinase inhibitor activity. Gene Ontology annotation, cellular component: nucleus; cytoplasm. The transcript has 3 exons. The record is from RefSeq and is a predicted model, not a curated record. Gene Ontology annotation, biological process: negative regulation of cAMP-dependent protein kinase activity. Bases 165 to 392 code for a protein of 75 amino acids.
GUUAGCUUGACGUUGGUAAAUCCUCUUUCGUGAGUGGAACGGGGAAUACCGAAGUGCCAUUCAAGCUGAUGUGAUUGACCCCUGCGAAAAUACGGAAGCCCUUUAACCCAAACAGUGUGCGCCGCUGUGUGUUCCAGGCCCUGCUAUGGUGAGCCGCGUUAGCGAUGACGGAUGUGGAGGCGACCUAUGAGGACUUCAUCGCCUCUCGACGGUCCGGCCGCAGGAACGCCAUCCAUGACAUCCAAGCAGCCGCUGGAGGGCAGGGGCCAGCCGACCUGUCGCAGAGCCUGGCGCAGCUCAACAUCAACAAGUCAGGUGAUGAGAGCGAAGAUGCCGAGAAGAGCCAGGACUCUCCAGCUGAAGAAAAGGAGACUCAAGCUGAGGGCAGCUGAGCAGCGACGGGCUGCUGACAUUUGGGAACUCAAACAGCCCCUUCUUCUCGUCCACCUGAUCCCUGAGUGCUAGGCCUCUCUGUCUGGCCGGGUAAAUCUAAUCACUGUGAACAGACACAGCAAAAUCCUCUCCUGCCACCAUCCAGCCAUCAGGAAGUGAUCCCUAUGGCAACCACAGCGCAGUUUCCCUUCUGCACUUGGGGUUGUUCCAGUUUCCUUAAAAAGCCUCCUUUUCUCACUGCCUUCCCGUCAUGGCUGCUGAUGCGGGAUUGGAUGUGAUGCACGACAAACGCAGCGUGACGUCAACAACCACAACCAGCCUUGUGUGACUGACAGUGGUCCUGAGAGGAGUGGAGGGAAAAGAGGCCGCUCAGGGUUUUUGGGGCAAGCUUAAGUGUAUCCACUGAAUUAAAAUUUUGUCUCACCCCCCCACCACCUUCGCCUUGAAUCAAUCUCCACUGAUGUGGCUGAAACUCUUCCAGGGAACUGGGGACAGUGAUUGGAUACCUACUCUUCCUCUGCUCCUCUUACAUCACUCAGUGCUCACUUUUUUUCAGUAUCCCCUUUGGAUCUCGCUCUAUCCAUCUAUUGGACUUUGUGUGAGCUUGCUGGACAUUAUCUCACAACUGCACCCGAGUGUUUUUAACGUGACGCUGAACAUCUGGGUGGAGGGUGGCGUUGUGUGUUUUGUUCAUACUGUCAGGUGACAUAUGGCAGAUUUGCUUGGUACUGCUUAAUUUACGACAUGAACAUUUUGCAAGUUUGUAUGCAGUGAGUCACUGAAUUAAUGAGUUAAACCUUCAUUAUGAGGUUGAUAUUGUAGUUAUUCAGGAACUAAAUCUGUUUGGUUAUAUUAUUGUAUAUCAUAUUUAAAGGUGCAAUAUGUAAAACGUUAAGUUCAGAACAUUCAAAAAUGAAUUUUAAUCAACAGAAUGAUCUCUAUAUGUUGUGUAGAAGAGAUAUCUGCUGAGGUUCACAUGCUAACCAACUAGCCAUGGGUCUGAAAACCUAUUUCUCCCGCUGGCCCAAAUCUCCUGUACAAGCGGUGUAAACACCCACACUCCUGUCAUGGGCCAGCUAGCUGCACGGCUAACUGAGCUAAUGAGCUAACAAGCUACAGACAUGGAUGCAUAAAAUAAAGACAAGAUACUCUGGUGACAUGUUGCCCCUGUUUGAGUGGGGGAUGAAUUCAAGGUGGCCAUUUUUUAUUUAUUAAUUCUAUUUUUUUUUUUUUUUUACAUAUUUCACCUUUAAAAAUUCCACUUGUCUGCAGCUGGCUGGGAAGUCUUGAGCCUUAGUAGAGUGUGAUGGAGAGAUGGACGCUGGAGUGUGUAUGUGUAUGUGUGUGUGCGUGUAUGAGGAUAUGGUUCAAAUGUGGUUUACAGUGGAUAUUGAGAUAAAUGAUUGAUUCCCUGCUGGAAAUUAGGAAAGUUACGGGACUGAUUGUGCUCAAAUACAUUAGUGUGUUAUUUAUCAUGUAUUUGUGAUAUUUGUUUAUAUUAGAGGUAUGUUUAAUACCUCUCUGUGUUACGGGGUGUCCGUGAGAAUGAUGCUGGGAUUGUGCAGACUGCUCAUGACUUUUGCAUUUCCCCUUUCUCUCGUCAGUCAACCUUUUAUUUUUACACCCCCCCCUCUACUGUGAUGGUUGCUAUAAUACACUGCCUGUUCCUGUUGUACCAGUCAAAUUUAUGGAAAUGAUCUCUAAAACUGGGACAACCUGGGAUUCAUAUAACACUGGCACAAUGGUGCAUUGAAAGUAAAGGUGUCGUGGGCUUUUUCUACAUUGUAUUUAGAGGUCCAGAGGAGCUCAUACACUGAAUCAGGUAUCAGUGUGAUUUAAUGACCGGCACUGUUGCACUGCAGGCACCUAGAGCUCCCACGAUCACGUUGUAUCUUCCACGUUGUUACAGCUCAUUCAUGUGUCAUGUCACCCUGUUGUCAGUGACUUUACUAUACAAUGCCCCCAUACUAAGUUUUGUAACCUUUGUAAGUGUUGAUGUGCAAUUAAACCUCACCUGUGAGAAAUGGUAUCGAGUCAGGACAUGCAUGGUGUUCUGUGGACAGAGGAGAGGGCUGAGUAAGAUCAUUGUCUCCCUCUAGUGGAAAUGUUCCACUAAAUGUUAGUAUCUAUUUACUGAUAGUUAAUAGGUCAUUCCUGCUCUAUACUGUUGGAUGGGAUGUAUAUUGUAAAUGUUGACCCAUGUGAUAGGAUUGGUACUCUACAAUCACAGCUUACUAGUUAAAGUAUAACUAGUACAAAACAAGCUAUUUACCCAUUAAGAGGCACAAUGAGGAUAACUCACUUCCUAGUAUGUAGGGCAGCCUCACUGGCCUUACAUCAUUCCUUAGCUACUGGAAGGGAGACUUUGAGGGCGCUUUAUCUGAAUCAGAAUCAGGUUUAUUGCAACAUGGAAUUUGACCCACUGUUCUGGUGCACAACAGUAAACAUCCCACAAUGCAAAAUUGCUCUGGCAGGGUCACAAGCCAUCUAACCCACCUGCACUCUACCCAUCUGUGUCACGUGGGCUCAGUUUUAGUGGAGUUGUCCUUUAAGGAAUCCAGCCAUUCUCAAUUUCGUCAUUUACCUCUAAAUAAUGUAAAAUGAGUAUCGUCUCCAACGUGGAACGGAGAAGAUAGGGACAGCUAUGGUCAUACAGCUGACUGAGAUAUGGCAGUGUCAUGGGCUAUAUGUGUCCCGUGGUCUGGCUACCAGAUCUGGACUUUGAAUCAAUUGCUCACUGCCAAAUGUAAGUAGGUUGUGUGGCUUGUCACUAGGCCAGAGCAAGUUUUGCCAUGUGGGAGAGCGAGUUAAAAAUUUGGGAUUGAUAAAAUGAAAAAACAAGUAAAGAAUUCAAAACUGACAGUUAAGUAUGAUCGAAGAAAUACAUACAAUAUACCUAAUCUCCACUACUGUGAUCUGACUGCACCACUGAUAUUUUCACAUCUGUAGGGAGCACAUGAAGAACACAUUAUUCUAAUCAUUCUAUACAUCUGUUUUUAUUAAGCCUUUCCUGAUUAAAAUAGAUACUGUGAAGUAUAGGCCUAUGUAAUGUAACUGAUAGUAUAGUGCAUGUGCGUAGUUGUACAGGCCUUCAUCACAAAGCUCACAAAGCUGCAAUGUGCCAAAGAUAAAGCAGGAGCAGAUCAAAUGGACUUUGCAUAAGAGUGAACUUACUUAUAUAUACAGGCUAAGAGUGAUAAGACAUGUGUUCACGUGCUUAGCCAACAGAUGAUAAAAUGUACUGAUAGACUCACUUACAGAAAAUAACUAUGAUUGCUUAACUUAACUUCUUUAUCUUAACUUCUUUUGAGUCACCCUAACUCAAGAACUCGAAUACAUCUUCAGCUUGAAUUUCUUUUCUUUCUUUUUUUUUAAUGAAAAGGAGGUGCACAGGUACAAUAAUGACCAAAGCAGUACAAUAGAAUAAUGGAGACUACAUGACAGUAAUAUAUAUAUA